CUUAGAUUGAUUAACUAAAUGGCGAUUGCUGACCGCUAGACUCUUUUCCUCCGCUUUGUUUUGAUCGUUGCACAAUCUGCAUCUGAGCCAUUGAUAGCAGAAACCCUCGAUGAACAGUGGAAAGAUGCGAUUGAAUUUUAGCGAGCCACCGACGCCUACGCUGAGUCGUCAAAACACUGGUCUUCUCAACGGCCAUCAACAUCCUCAUCAUCAUCGCCAGGGCACGCACCCGCAUCUGCUGUCGGCUCGGAGGAAACCUCGAAGAUGGCCUUUAGUUCUUCGGUUCGUCAAAGGCGCCAUCCACGGCGCCAUCCUACUGUCGGUCACUCUACAUGCGGUCUUUUCGGCAUUUGUUGUCUGUCUGGACCUGUAUAUCUUUGAUACCGUCGGGCUUCCAAAUAGCAUUAUCCCCUCUCUCUCCAUCGUCGUCGGCCUGAUGCUAGUCUUCCGCAACCAAACAUCGUACAGUCGAUUCUGGGAUGGUCGCAACGCCAUGAACACCCUCUAUACGUGUAUCCGAAACCUGGUGCGCACCAUCAUCACGCACGGAUACAGCAGCAAAGGGCCACCCUCUGCCGCUGAAAAAGAGGACAUCGAGCGCACCAUUCGCAUCCUCAUGGCGAUUCCCUACGCCGUCAAGAACCACCUCCGCGCCGAAUGGGGCGCUGCCUGGGCUCUUGGGAACGAUGUCGGCGAGGACGGCAUCGCCGCGUAUAAUCACGACUAUGCGAGUUUAUUGCCUGCGGGACUGGAAGGACAUGAAGAUGAAGGGUUGGGGUUGCCGUUCCAGUUGAGCUUCUUCGUGGACGGGUUCAUCAAGAGAGGUGUUGAUCGCGGCUGGUUCAAUGCCCCUGGUGCGAGUCAGAUGCAGGCGCAGUUGAAUACCCUGAUGGACGCGUAUGGGAAGAUGGAGACGAUCGGGUUGACGCCGAUUCCGGUAGCGCAUCUAAUCCACCAGAAACAAGUCCUCGCGCUCUUCGGCUGCGUCCUUCCCUUCGGAAUGGUCGACGACAUGGGCUGGUGGACCGUCCCCAUCGUCAGCCUCGUGAUCUUCACCCUCUACGGCAUCGAGGGCAUCGGCUCGCAGCUCGAAGACCCCUUCGGCUACGACCGCAACGACAUCAAGAUGGACGCCAUCGUCGGCGACGCCAAGACCGAGAUCGACGUCGUGCUGUCCGAAUGGCGUCGAAUGAUGCGAUUCGUCGAGUUGGGGUCUGGCGAUCAGGCGGCUGGUGUAGCGAAUGAGACUGGGGUUGUCAAUGACGCGGCGUUCGUGCCGCCGGAUAUGUUUUUGAAGGCGAGGCCGAGGACGGCGAGGGGGUAUUAGAUAGCUGUCUUUGAUAGGGUAGACGUGAGUCAGUGUAUAGUAUGAGG
Molecule: messenger RNA, 1374 nt
Organism: Aspergillus steynii IBT 23096
Lineage: Eukaryota; Fungi; Ascomycota; Eurotiomycetes; Eurotiales; Aspergillaceae
Product: bestrophin family protein
Exons: 4
Coding region: 110-1327 (405 amino acids)
Molecular function (GO): chloride channel activity
Source: RefSeq, a predicted model, not a curated record